Molecule: messenger RNA, 3179 nt
Organism: Spea bombifrons (plains spadefoot toad)
Lineage: Eukaryota; Metazoa; Chordata; Amphibia; Anura; Pelobatidae
Gene: CPEB3
Product: cytoplasmic polyadenylation element binding protein 3
Exons: 11
Coding region: 67-1983 (638 amino acids)
Biological process (GO): negative regulation of cytoplasmic translation
Cellular component (GO): cytoplasm; nucleus; neuron projection
Molecular function (GO): ribosome binding; mRNA 3'-UTR binding; translation factor activity, RNA binding
Source: RefSeq, a predicted model, not a curated record
GCCUGGCAGCACACAGUUCCGGUACGGGAGCCGAGAGACGUGGCGGAAUAGCAGUCUCUGCAAGCCAUGCAGGAUGAUUUACUGAUGGACAAAAGCAAAGCUCAUCAGAAACAGCAGCAGCAGCCAGCCCCAACUGCACAGCCACAGCAGCAAGAGCCCCCCAGCUCAGACACCCCCAGUGCUGCAAAGCCCCCCAGCCCAGAGAACAGCCCCAGCGACCCCACCCUCAAAGAGAAGAUGCAGAUGGAGUCCCCAAUCCUCCCAGGUCUGAGCUUCCCCCAGCAGGAAGCUCCAGCUGCCCUGUCCCCAUCCUUUGGCAGCACCUGGUCCACUGGAGGCAGUAGCAGUGCUGUGGAUGACAGCUUUUUCCAAGGAAUUACCCCAGUGAAUGGAACCAUGCUCUUCCAGAAUUUCCCCCACCACCAUCACCACCACCAUGUCAGUCCAGUUUUUGGGGGUACCUUCUCCCCCCAGAUGGGGCUCACCCAUCAGACUCCGCAACAGCAGCAGAGAAGGUCACCUGCCAGCCCCAAUAACCAACCCCAUUACCCUCCGAGAAAUGCUUACAGCCACCAGGCUAUCCUGACCAACAAGCCUUCUUCUUCCUCCUCCUCCUCGUCCUCGCCAUCCCCUUCUAGCUGGAAUAACCAGCAGAAUGCAGGCUGGAGUAACCCUUCCAACCCAUGGGGGGGCUUGCAGCCUGGGAGGGACCCCCGCAGGGCUGUAGGAGUUGGUGUAGGGGUAGGCGUUGGGGUCCCCUCGCCACUCAACCCCAUCUCUCCACUGAAGAAGCCUUUCUCCAGCAAUGUGAUCGCGCCCCCAAAAUUCCCUCGAGCCUCUCCGUUGACACCCAGACCCUGGGUGGAAGACAACACGUUCAGGACAGACAAUGGCAAUACCCUCCUGCCUUUACAGGAUCGGAAUAGGCCGUACGACUCUUUUAAUUUGCACUCUUUGGAGAAUUCCCUAAUGGAUAUGAUAAGGACGGAUCAUGAACCUCUGAAAGCUCGAAUGGGAAUGAAUUUCCAUCACCCCGGAACCGAUAACAUUAUGGCGCUUAACACCAGGAGCUAUGGGAGGAGACGAGGUCGAUCCUCACUGUUUCCGUUUGAAGACGGCUUCCUAAGUGACAGCCACGGUGACCAAUCGCUAUCGUCCGGCUUGAGUUCUCCAACGCAGAACGGCGAACGGGUAGAACGUUAUUCGCGGAAGGUCUUUGUCGGGGGAUUGCCUCCAGACAUCGAUGAAGACGAGAUCACCGCCAGCUUCAGAAGAUUUGGACCUUUAGUAGUGGACUGGCCUCAUAAAGCGGAGAGCAAAUCCUAUUUCCCUCCCAAAGGUUAUGCCUUCCUGCUCUUUCAAGAGGAAAGCUCUGUGCAGGCUCUGAUCGAUGCCUGUCUGGAAGAAGAUGGAAAGCUCUAUCUGUGCGUGUCCAGCCCCACCAUCAAGGAUAAACCAGUACAGAUCCGGCCCUGGAAUCUGAGCGACAGCGACUUUGUGAUGGACGGCUCCCAGCCUCUAGACCCAAGAAAGACAAUUUUUGUUGGGGGAGUUCCACGGCCCUUACGAGCUGUGGAACUGGCAAUGAUCAUGGAUCGUUUAUAUGGAGGUGUGUGCUACGCUGGUAUCGAUACAGAUCCAGAACUGAAAUAUCCAAAGGGUGCCGGCCGCGUGGCGUUCUCCAAUCAGCAGAGCUACAUCGCUGCCAUCAGCGCUCGCUUCGUCCAGCUCCAGCACAAUGACAUUGACAAACGCGUGGAAGUGAAACCAUAUGUGCUGGACGACCAGAUGUGCGACGAGUGCCAGGGCACCCGCUGCGGAGGGAAGUUUGCUCCGUUCUUCUGUGCCAACGUCACUUGCCUGCAGUAUUAUUGCGAGUACUGCUGGGCGAGCAUCCACUCCCGCGCCGGCAGGGAGUUCCACAAACCUCUGGUCAAAGAAGGGGGCGACCGGCCGCGCCACGUCCCCUUCCGGUGGAGUUGAGCGCCUUGGCCGACCUCGGCAGCCGCCGGAGAUCCGUGGGGGGGGCUUAGAAGACCUGAAGUGUUCUUCAAAACCUGCACGCUCCCUCUGAUCUACUGAAGAAAUGGGUCUUUUUUAGGUUCUUUUGUGAUGUCAUUGUUAUUAUUUACAGUCACCUUACUGAACUUUAGUGUCCAGUAUAUAAUGCAAAACUGCGGAGUGUAACUGUCCUCGUUUUUUUUUAUUGCACUUUGAUUUAUACGAACGUCUGCUUGGUACCUUUAAUCCCCUUUUCCGGAUUCCCCCCCGAUCAGUAGAGACAUCUCAUUAGACUGGUGCAAGUUCAUCUCCCCGCUGGUUUGUUGUGGAUGUGGUGAAGAAUUUCUGUCCUAAACUGGAGCAUGCACUUAAUUUCGUGAUUCAUAACUAUACACUAUCCCACCCCCCAUCCCCACCCCCGCCCUUAGAAGACGACUUACCAAAGGUAUCCUAACUCGUUGGAAGAUGUAGCAGAAAUCCUACAAACCGCUUGAAGCGAAUUACUUAUUCUGUACUAUGAAGUGUAAAGCAGAAUCCCUUUACUGCUACGUGAGCCUACAUCUCCAGUAUUGAUAAGUAUGAUAGAAUCAUAUUUUUUUAUUAUUAUUUGUUAUAUUUUUUACUUAAUAAUUGUGUACCUUAUAAGACGGACACAUUUUUUUUUUUUUUUUUUAAAGAUUAUUUUUUGGGGUGGGAGUAGACCUUUUUAGUGUUAUGUACAUUCAUGCUGCAAUAGCUUUUUUUCGCUGCUAUUUAUAAUGGUGUUAAUAAUACCAGACUACUCUACUCAGGCUAGGGUAUCUGUGUAAGAAGAAAAAAUAAUAAUAAUAAUAAUAAAACUAAUUAAAAAAAAAAUGAUAUAUGAUUAAAAUGAAGUUAAACAGCUGCUGGAAAUCGUUGUAGAGAACUUCCGACGAAGGUCAACUUUUUUGGGGGGUGCUGCAUGCUUAAUGGAUCAGGUUCUGCAUGCAAAAAAAAAAAAAAAAUAAUAAUAAUAAUAAUAAUCUAUAUACCACAUCAUAGAAAACCUGACCACAGUGCACAAAUACGUCGUCUAGUGUAGGCAAACCUAAUUCUAAUUAACACAAUUAGGACUGGAGGAAGGCAUGGCUCAUCUGUAAUGCAUCUAAGUACAUAGGAUCAGAACCCAUUACAGACUUUUUUUUUCUAUUUUAAAA